GCGCGUGGGCACCAAAGUGUGGAAAAACCGAUGAAUGACGUUUUCUGUUUCCGAUACUCUGCCUGCCAGAAUCCCCUGCCGCACCGCCCCACCACGAAGCACAUGGAACCCACGGACUACACGAGGACAGAGGUCUGUUCUCCCUUUACCUCUCCCAUUUCUUCAACUAUGCUUCUCUCGGCUGGCAUGCCCUUUCCUCAUCUCACUCCACACACGCACAGGUUUAGCAAAUAAUAUGCACGCUGCUGGGACGGGCCCAAGCAUUUCCCUCCCUUGAUAGGGCGGAACUAAAAUGCAAGCCCCACAGUUGUCAGCAAAGGACUUCCCUGUUACCAUGGUAAAGCCGCUGCGCCUUUAUUGUGGUUGAGGAGUACUUGCAUCAACCUAAGAGAAAAUUAAUAAGAAGGAAGUCUGCAGGCUGAAACCCUUCAAAUUAGCCUGGACUCGCCUGCAUCUGGCUCGGAACAGAGUUAAUCUUAGGAGUGAGAAUAUAGCCCUCCGGGGGACGCAACUCGCGCCUGCGGCUAACAGAAUGUCUCCAGGGGAGGGGCUCUGCGUCCGUUCCGCCCAGGCACUUCCGGCUCACGCGCCGUACGGAAGCGUGCUCAGCGCUGGGCUUGUGCUCCGUACGGAAGUGUGCUUUGGCGCACCGGAAGCCGACUCAACAGAGCUAUGGCGGGUUUGACUGUGAGAGACCCAGCGGUGGAUCGUUCUCUACGUUCUGUGUUCGUGGGGAACAUUCCUUAUGAAGCUACUGAAGAGCAGUUGAAGGACAUCUUUUCUGAGGUUGGACCUGUUGUUAGUUUCAGAUUGGUAUACGACAGAGAGACAGGAAAGCCAAAGGGUUAUGGCUUCUGUGAAUACCAAGACCAAGAGACAGCACUUAGUGCCAUGCGGAACCUGAAUGGGCGCGAAUUCAGUGGGAGAGCACUUCGAGUGGACAAUGCUGCCAGUGAAAAGAACAAAGAAGAGCUGAAGAGCCUUGGCACUGGUGCCCCUGUCAUUGAGUCACCUUAUGGAGAGACCAUCAGUCCUGAGGAUGCCCCUGAGUCCAUUAGCAAAGCAGUUGCCAGCCUUCCACCAGAGCAGAUGUUUGAGCUGAUGAAACAAAUGAAGCUGUGUGUCCAGAAUAGUCCCCAGGAGGCACGGAACAUGUUACUUCAGAACCCUCAACUGGCUUAUGCUUUGCUGCAAGCACAGGUAGUGAUGAGAAUUGUGGAUCCGGAAAUUGCCCUGAAAAUUCUGCAUCGCCAGACAAAUAUCCCAACGCUGAUUGCAGGCAACCCUCAGCCAGUCCAUGGUGCUGGGCCUGGCUCAGGAUCCAAUGUGUCAAUGAACCAGCAGAAUCCUCAGGCCCCUCAGGCCCAGUCUUUGGGUGGAAUGCAUGUCAAUGGCGCACCUCCUCUGAUGCAAGCUUCUAUGCAGGGUGGAGUUCCAGCACCAGGGCAAAUGCCAGCUGCUGUCACAGGACCUGGCCCUGGUUCCUUAGCUCCUGGAGGAGGAAUGCAGGCUCAGGUUGGAAUGCCAGGAAGUGGACCAGUGUCCAUGGAACGGGGGCAAGUGCCGAUGCAAGACCCCAGAGCAGCUAUGCAGCGGGGAUCCUUGCCUGCCAACGUCCCAACCCCUCGAGGCUUGUUAGGAGAUGCUCCGAAUGAUCCACGGGGAGGCACUUUACUUUCUGUAACUGGAGAGGUAGAGCCUAGAGGUUACUUGGGACCACCUCAUCAGGGUCCACCCAUGCACCAUGUCCCUGGCCAUGAGAGCCGAGGACCACCCCCACAUGAACUGAGGGGAGGGCCAUUACCCGAGCCCAGACCUCUAAUGGCAGAACCAAGAGGACCCAUGCUAGAUCAGAGGGGUCCACCCUUGGAUGGCAGAGGUGGAAGGGAUCCCCGAGGAAUAGAUGCACGAGGGAUGGAGGCCCGAGCCAUGGAGGCAAGAGGGUUAGAUGCCAGAGGAUUAGAGGCCCGUGCAAUGGAGGCCCGUGCGAUGGAAGCUCGUGCAAUGGAGGCCCGAGCGAUGGAGGCCCGUGCAAUGGAAGUCCGAGGGAUGGAGGCCAGAGGCAUGGAUACCAGAGGCCCAGUGCCUGGCCCCAGAGGACCUAUACCUAGUGGAAUGCAGGGUCCCAGUCCAAUUAACAUGGGGGCGGUUGUCCCCCAGGGAUCCAGACAGGUCCCAGUCAUGCAGGGAACAGGAAUGCAAGGAGCAAGUAUACAGGGUGGAAGCCAGCCUGGCGGCUUUAGUCCCGGGCAGAACCAAGUCACUCCACAGGAUCAUGAGAAGGCUGCUUUGAUUAUGCAGGUUCUACAACUGACUGCAGACCAGAUUGCCAUGUUGCCUCCUGAGCAAAGGCAGAGUAUCCUGAUUUUAAAGGAACAAAUACAGAAAUCCACUGGAGCACCUUGAUAGGUUUUCAAAAAUACCUGGCAAGAAAUCUGGAAAUUCUAUAAUUUUGUUGAAAUAUUGAAAAAAGAUGACCUGCAUCCUAACCCUUGAAUGACUCAAAUCAGUGCCAGGUGGAGGACUCCCAUCACCUUCUCUCAGAACAAAAUCACUUCAUUUUAUUGUCUUAGUUUGUAUAUUUUCUGUGACUUGAAAUAAACUUUGAACACAAUUUUAGUACACUGCAAAUUGAUACACAUGACCUUUUUGCUUUUAAAAAGCUUAACACUAAGGGUGAAACCUUAGAUGUGUUUUCUACCCUUACUGCGGUAUUGUACUUUAACAUAUUGCCAUAGUUUUGUUUUUAAGUUAACCAUUUAUUCUUCUUGAUGAUAUUUGAGAAUUUCUCAGAAGCAAUGUUUUCUGGAACUUGGUUUUUGUUUAGUUUGCUUCCAGUAAGAAUUAUUAUAAGGCUUUGCCUCUGAAAAUAUUCUAGCACUUCUGAGUCUUCUGGGAGAAAAUAUCACAUGCUUAGAGCUAUAAAAUGGUCAGAAGGCUAACAGAGCAAAGAGCCUAGCACAGCCGUGUGUUUAGUUUAGAAAAAUCCAAAUAUCAAAAUGCAUUUGUUUCAAUAGCAGGUCUGAACAUGUAUAAUUCAGAGUUAAGACAAAAAUUGUUUUAGCACUGGUUUGAGUGUGUCAGCAACACAAGAGACUGUUGACAUUUACUUGUGUGUUCUUAAACUUAUCAGUCUAGGCAGUCAACUUUGAAAGUUUAAAAAGCCACUGAUUUUUCACAUGCUCAAGAUGAAAUAAAAACAGAAAUCAAAUGAACAAAAUACAUUUCAUCCUAUCUUCCAGGCAGUCCCUAACCUGCAGCCCUACCCUGUAACUACGUUUAUUCUGGGAACUUACAACACAGAAAACCCUAAAACUUGUACAUUCUUCUCAUUUUAAGUGGACCAAAUGUAGAGCACAGUCAGAUUGCUCAUUAGGUCUGCUCCUGCCUGCUUCCUUGCGGAUAGGUAUGAACAUAAUUAGUGCCAUUAGCUCUAAUCUAUGGGUCUUAUUGCCUAGUAUUUCUCUCUCUCGCCGCCGCCGCCUCCUCUCCCCCCACCCCAACCCCGUCUCUCUCGUAGUGGCAUUAAGGAGGAACAUGGUUUCUCUCCAUCAGGCCAACCUCAAGAGGUUAAGAGUUGCCUUAAUAAUCAGUAAAGUUCUACUGGAACUACUUUUGAGCCAAUUUAUAUUCUUGGAAUUCUAUCCCCUGGGUUAGGAUUAUGGUCAGGUGAAUUAAAAGCCUGGCAUAGGCUUAGAGAAUGUAAUAGCAUAUUGCUUACAUGUCAAGCAAAAGAAUGCAAAGAUAAUCAACUUUUUGAGUGACAAUGAAAUUGAGGGAUUUUCUACUCAUAUAAACAUUUAUAAGAAAUUUGCUGAUUAAGGUAUUUCAUAUUACAACUUUGCAAGAAAAACUUGCUCAAAGCAGGUGAGGAGCUUUCUGUGUAUCCUGCUCAUCCCCAGUUCAACUUGGAUGUUGGCUAUGCAUAGGAUUUAUUAUAUUCAUUACCAUGAAUAUAAUCGUGAAUUUAUGCCUACUCCCAUAAAUAUUCAAGCCUUGGGAUAUUGAUUUUGGCAGCCAUCAUAUCUUGAAGUGAAUGUGUCAAUAUAUUUAGACAUGGAGACCAAGAGUGAUGCCUUUCUCAUUAGGAACUCGUUAUAAGUUUCAAGAUUCCAAAUCAAGGUCAUUGAAGAUGAAGUUGUCAUUUGGUCAGUAGUUGUCUAAUAAGAAUCAUGUCUUAAAGGUUUCAUUGUGCAUUUUCCCAAAGCCUUAUUAAACCUGAAUUAGCUGAAAUCCGGGUGAACAAAUUGGCAACAGCAGUGGUAUCCCUCCCUAUGUAAACAACCAUCAGUAUUGUUUUACUGUUGUAAUAAAUGAAACAUGAUUAGCCACCAUGAGUUCAUGACCUACCUUUAUUGUGCUCAGACUAGUGACAAAAAACAAAAACAAAAACAGUUUUAUCCCUCAAGCCGUAGAGGUUCCUAAACUAUUAGAAACAACCAUUUGUUCAUUCGUGGUCACUUAAUGGUAGAAAAAAUAGAUAAUAUAAUGCUAAUUCAGUAGAAUCAUUCUUCUAAUCUAUAAUGAGUUGAAUUGUCUGGGCACAAUGAAGUGUGAGGUUUCUCUCUUAAGAGCCCUGGGCUUCUCUCCUUCUAGUGAUUCACUGUGACGACUAACAUCCCAGAGCCAGUGUGGUCCUUGUAGGCCGAGGUUGGGUAGAUGGCAGAAAUAAAAAGCAUUCUGAUAGAGAAUGAAGGCAUUUUGCUUAUGUUAUUAGCUGAAUGAUUCCUUAGCGAUAUAGGUAGGAGUCCACAAAAAUCUAUGAAAAUUAUAAAUUGUUAUUUUUUAAACUAGACAUUAAUAAACUCCCUUAAUAGUGAUAAAGAGCUCCUCUUGACUAAAUAAGUCAUCCUAACAUGGCGUUCAAGUUUUCACAAUCACUUUUAACAGAAUAAUACAAGAUGACAGUAUAGCUGACUUGCAAUUAUAAUACAAUUUCAAUUACAAUUAGCAUACUUUCUAGAUUUUCUUUCCCAAAUGGAGAGCCCAAAAAGAAGUAACAAAAGACUCAUUCAUCAAGUGAAGAAGAAAAUCCUUUAUUUUUUGAUGAGCAAAAAUAAGAAUAAAUUGCUGUUCACACUGGAUAAGACCAUAUCAAAAGUGACAGUAAAAAUGUACACUGUUGGUGUUAUAUGGGGAUGGGGUUCUCGGUAAUUGUUUAUUAUUUAUGUUUAUUGUUAUGUUUUGUCAUUAUUCAAUAAAUUUUUAUUUAAAAAGUCA
Molecule: messenger RNA, 5220 nt
Organism: Gorilla gorilla gorilla (western lowland gorilla)
Lineage: Eukaryota; Metazoa; Chordata; Mammalia; Primates; Hominidae
Gene: CSTF2
Product: cleavage stimulation factor subunit 2
Exons: 14
Coding region: 673-2406 (577 amino acids)
Biological process (GO): mRNA 3'-end processing
Cellular component (GO): mRNA cleavage and polyadenylation specificity factor complex
Molecular function (GO): mRNA binding
Source: RefSeq, a predicted model, not a curated record